Molecule: messenger RNA, 2284 nt
Organism: Oppiella nova
Lineage: Eukaryota; Metazoa; Arthropoda; Arachnida; Sarcoptiformes; Oppiidae
Source: the annotation of a GenBank genome assembly
GAUGUCUUUCAGCCCGUCCUCAUCAAAGCAUAUGACUAUGAUUUUGGAUUUCAGGACGACUUCCUCGGCGCCACUUCUAUUGAUUUGACAAAACUUGAUCUCCAACAUCCAACAGAUUUGCAUUUAGCUUUGACUGAAUCGGGUUUAGAGGCAGAUACAGGCGCUCAAUCAUGGGGUGAAAUCUUUUUAACGGUCACUCUAAUUGCCAAAACUCAGGAAGAAAAAGAAAUGCACUUCAGUCGCGGCACAAAGACUGUGAGUGUAGGAAGUGGUGGCGAAACAGCAGUCAAGAAACUAAAGACUCAACUUUGGGAUAGUGUUGUGAAUAUAGUGUUAGUUGAGGCCAAGAAUCCCGUCCUCAUCAAAGCAUAUGACUAUGAUUUUGGAUUUCAGGACGACUUCCUCGGCGCCACUUCUAUUGAUUUGACAAAACUUGAUCUCCAACAUCCAACAGAUUUGCAUUUAGCUUUGACUGAAUCGGGUUUAGAGGCAGAUACAGGCGCUCAAUCAUGGGGUGAAAUAUUUUUAACGGUCACUCUAAUUGCUAAAACUCAGGAAGAAAAAGAAAUGCACUUCAGUCGCGGCACAAAGACUGUGAGUGUAGGAAGUGGUGGCGAAACAGCAGUCAAGAAACUAAAGACUCAACUUUGGGAUAGUGUUGUGAAUAUAGUGUUAGUUGAGGCCAAGAAUGUGACCGAUGAGAAUACUUCCAGUGAUAUUCAUUGUAGAUUUAAAUUAGGUUCCGAUAAAUAUAAAAGCAAAGUGGUUCCAAGAACUUCAAGUCCGGUUUGGGCGGAACAGUUUGAUUUGCACACAUAUCUGGAUCAGUCCAAAGUGUUGGAGAUAUCUCUAUUUGGAAGGGAAGAGUUGGGAAAGUGUUCCAUCAAUUUGAAUGAAUUGGCUGCUGAAGAAACCCAUAAGCUAUGGACUCCUUUAGAAGGAGGCGCCUCUGUGUUGAUUUUGCUUACCAUUAGUGCUACACUUGGAUCCGAUACUGUUUCACAUCUCAGCAAUUGUGAUGACAGCAGCUCUGACCAACAUUUGCUACAAAAUAAAUAUAAUUUAUGGAGAAGUUUAAGUGACAUAAACGACAUUGGCAUUCUUGUAGUGAAAGUAUUCAGAGCCGAAGCAUUAGCCGCAGCUGACAUCGGAGGCAAAAGUGAUCCAUUUUGUGUCCUCGAGUUAGUCAACUCUCGAUUGCAAACCAAUACUGAAUAUAAAACAUUAAGUCCUGAAUGGAAUAAAAUCUAUACUCUUAACGUAAAAGAUAUUCACUCUGUUUUGGAAAUAACUGUUUAUGAUGAGGAUAGAGACAAAAAAGUGGAAUUCUUAGGCAAAGUUGCCAUUCCUUUGCUAAAGAUUAAAAACAAUGAGAAAAAGUGGUUUGGAUUAAAAGAUAAGAAAUUAUUAAAUCGAGCGAAGGGACAGAUUCUGUUGGAAAUGAAUGUGUAUUAUAAUAAGGUUAAAGCGAGCAUCAGAACAUUCAAUCCGAGGGAAACCAAAUUUAUAAAACCAGAGCAAAGAUUUAAAAGAAUAGUAUUUAUACGAAAUGUUAGUCGAAUUAAAGGCUUAAUUAUGGAAAUCUAUGAGAUCUUGAAAUUAAUGAACAGUUGUUUUCAAUGGGAAUCUGUGUCCCGAAGUAUUAUAUCUCUCACUAUAUUCUUAAUCACAACAUAUUUCUUCGAGCUCUAUAUGGCGCCCGUCUUUGUACUCAUUUUAUUCAUCAAAAGCUAUGUUUGGAUUAAAGUCGAGAAUUAUUUCAAUCCCUCUUUAAAAGACGAUGAGAUUGAAGAAUCAGACGACGGAACCGUUGAUGACGAGGACGACGAGACGAAAAAUGAGGAAAAGAAAUCACUGAAAGAAAAGCUGCAAACGGUUCAAGAAAUCACAACAAUGAUCCAGAAUAUUAUCGGAGAAAUUGCAUCGUCAGGAGAAAGAGUCAAAAAUACAUUCAACUUCAGUGUGCCUUUCCUUUCAUGGCUGGCAAUCAUUAGUCUGUCAAUCAUAACAGUCGUGUUAUAUUAUAUACCAUUAAGAUAUCUAAUCAUGGGGUGGGGUAUCAAUAAAUUUACUAAAAAACUUCGCUCUCCCGAUGCAAUCAAUAACAACGAAUUAUUAGACUUCUUGUCGCGGGUGCCCGACGUCGACGAAAAGAUAAUGUAUAGGGAAUAUAAAAUCCAAGCCAAUCAUCACUUGAACGCAACGGAUGACCGCAAGAGGAAGAAGAAGACAGUUUGAGUAUUCAUUGCAUUCCUCUCUCAAUGCAUUUAAUUCUUUCGCAAAC